GCGGAGUGAGACGGCUCGUGAAGAAAGGCCUCGCGUUGCUUCAGGUGUGCCGCUCGCACAACGCAAGAAAACUAAAGCGUUUUUAAGGCUUCGGCCUCCUGAAGCUGUCUGAAGGCGUUUCCCCACAGUCGGGUGUCCACAUUUGAGCAACUUUACAACCUUCUUGACCAAAAGCUUGUUUUCCACCACCUGGAAGCUUUCGCGCUAAAUUAGCAUAGCUCACGUUUCGUGCUAACCCCUUGUUCGUGUUAGCCAUGUCUGGUAUUGUUCGUGGACCUCAAGGCAGCAACGACUGUCGGAUUUAUGUGGGAAAUCUCCCUCCAGAUAUACGCUCAAAGGAUGUGGAAGAUCUGUUCUAUAAGUACGGAGUCAUUCGCGAUAUUGACCUGAAAAACCGAAGAGGAGGACCACCAUUUGCCUUCGUUCAGUUCGAGGACCCGAGAGAUGCAGAUGAUGCGGUUUACGCACGUGACGGUUACGACUAUGAUGGGUACCGGCUGCGGGUGGAGUUUCCUCGAAGUGGUCGCGGUGGUGGUGGUGGUGGUGGUGGACCCUCGUCAGGGCCUCCUAGGGGCAGGUUUGGGCCCCCAUCCCGCCGCUCUGAGUACAGAGUUGUUGUGUCAGGGCUUCCUCCGAGUGGAAGCUGGCAGGACCUUAAGGAUCACAUGAGAGAGGCAGGUGAUGUAUGUUAUGCUGAUGUUUAUCGUGAUGGCACUGGAGUGGUGGAGUUUGUACGCAAAGAAGACAUGACCUAUGCUGUCCGCAAGCUGGAUAACACCAAAUUUCGCUCUCAUGAGGGUGAGACCACAUACAUUCGUGUGAAGAGUGAUGGGCCUGGCAGUCCCAGUUAUGGCCGCUCCCCCUCACGCAGUCGCAGCAGGAGCCGCAGUCGCAGCCGAAGCAGGAGCGCUUCUCGAAGUUAUUCUCCUCGUCGUGGCAGAGGAUCUCCUAACUACUCCCCCCGCCGCUCCCGUUCACGCUCUCGCACCUGAACCCUCUCCCAGAACAAACCAGUGGCGUGAGCUCAAGAAGGCGGCUUCAUACAUAAACAAAUUCUGCAGUUCUCACGGACCAUUCCAGAGGAACAGGAUAGGAUGGGAGAGGAUACAGUUCAAGUUAGGAUUAACAGGAGGAGGAGUCAAAAAUGGCACCAAUGGUAUGAUGGCUGUGCCUUGUCAACUGUGAACACUGCAUUAUAGGGCUUUUGAGUUAUUUUUCUCUUUACCGAUACUUGUUAUCCAAAGUUUUUUUCUAAUUUAACAUAGCAGACCUUUAAACUUAAACAGUAAUUAGUUUUUUGAAACUUGAUUACAUAUGAUUUUGAAUGAUUUUUGAAGGUGUGAUUCUAACUUGCCUCCUUCUCUUUGAUUUUACUGGUAUCUGAAGGUUUGGACUGGGCUCUUUGUCUGACCAUUUCGGAGCUGGAUUAGGAUUAGGAUUCAGGAUGGAUGCAUGGAGCAGGCGCACGGGAACAGUUUACCCGGGAAGGGAUUCCGACCCCUGGCCCUGUCUGCAUAUCCGCUUCAAACUGGAGAUAAAAUAGAAAAAACAUCAAUUGGCUUUUUAACAAACUAUUUUCAAUUGGAACCAGAGACAUGAUCACAUGCAAUGGUGAGGAUUUAUUUUUUCAAAUUUUUGUUCUUCAUUAAAAGAAGAGGAAAGCUUGGAUCAAACCAGGAGGGCUGGGAAGUGCAGGAUGGAUCGACACGCAUAAGGAGUGGUAAUUUGUGGGUGAUUUACAAUAGUGAAAGGGGAGGGGGACCUCCGGAUGGUUCUAUUGCUUUCUUAGGCCAGUCUUUUUCUGAAGUUUUAGUUAUAACUUUGAGUAUGCCAUAGCUUUAUUCUCUUUUUAAAUAAAUAAUUGUAAUAAAACA
Molecule: messenger RNA, 1874 nt
Organism: Boleophthalmus pectinirostris (great blue-spotted mudskipper)
Lineage: Eukaryota; Metazoa; Chordata; Actinopteri; Gobiiformes; Gobiidae
Product: serine/arginine-rich splicing factor 1A-like
Exons: 5
Coding region: 255-992 (245 amino acids)
Cellular component (GO): cytoplasm; nucleus; ribonucleoprotein complex
Molecular function (GO): mRNA binding
Source: RefSeq, a predicted model, not a curated record